Messenger RNA from Strigops habroptila (Kakapo), 5466 nucleotides. It is a transcript of the gene GEN1, whose product is annotated as GEN1 Holliday junction 5' flap endonuclease. The transcript is spliced from 11 exons. Gene Ontology annotation, molecular function: four-way junction DNA binding; 5'-flap endonuclease activity. Bases 1503 to 3824 code for a protein of 773 amino acids. NCBI's taxonomy places the organism in Eukaryota, Metazoa, Chordata, Aves, Psittaciformes, Psittacidae. The record is from RefSeq and is a predicted model, not a curated record.
AGACUCUUCCAAAAAAUGUAAAUAGAAAGAAGGGAUUUGAAAUAAUUACUUAGAUAUUAUUGUCUAAUAGGUGAGAUUUUUUUAAAGUAGUAUGUUUAAGACACAGAUGUUUUGUUUGAUUCAUUGGCAGUUUGUGUAUUGGAUGUGAGAGCAAAACUACUGAAUUGAAGAACACUUAAGGUGUUGUCUGUAGUGUGCAGUGAUGUGUAAUAUAAAACAAGAUAUAUAAACCCCAUCCCCCUCCCCCCCCUUUUCUCCUCUGCAGUGGAGAAUUCUAGUAAAGUAAUUGCUUCAUAUAAAUUUACCAUUAGGGCAUAUGGGAGUGGUCAGCCUCGUGGGUCUAAUAACAGUGUUCACAUGCUUGUGUCUUAAAGGUCUGUUCUAUUAUGAAUAUACUUACAAUUAAUAAAAUUAGUCUCCAAUUGAACGUGAAUAGGGUUGUGAUUGUACGUUUGCAUCAUAAUCAAUUUAUGACACUGAGCUGAGGUGUUCAUUUGUUAGGAAUGCAGCUUUCCAGACCUGGCAGAAGGCAACCCCAAAUUUCCAUAAUUUUUCUAUAAAUCAUGGAAAGGAAUGCAUGUGUUCUGUGUAGUGAAUCUAACAAGAAAGUGGAGGAAAAAUGGUACUGGGGUUGGAAUUUUAAAUAAUGUUCAGCUGAAAGACUUGUUAAGAAAAUGCUCCAGUAACAGGAGAAAAUCAAUAGAAAAAAAGCACUAUGAAAAAUUAACUUUUAAAAAAAAUCAAAUAGUUAAAGUUGAUGGAUGAUGACUCGCCUUGAUGGCACUGUGUUUGGAUUAUGUCUUGACCUGGUAUUCUCUCUCAUUUGUCACCAAAAAUGAAGGUGGCCGCAGUCUUUCAAUGUACUUUGUUACUUACCUAAGUCAAUACAAAAAAAUAAUUUAUGUGUUUGUCUGCCAGGGCAUCUCUUCCAGAAAACUGGAAUUUUGGAUUGUUGGCAUGUGGCAUGUGUGGUGUUUUUAUUUUGUCAGGGGAGGAAGGGGGGCAGGACAGGGAGGCAAUGUUCUAUGGUUUGAUUCAUGUUAAUCUUGAUUUCAUGUUGUUGUGUUUGAGUCUUUCUACCCUUCAAAGUUGCAGGAGUUCCACAGCUCAUGUCUAAUAGUCUAGGUAACAUUUUAAUUAUUUUUUCUUUUUUUUUUUACUCAAGUAGCACAUUGAAAUGUUUACGUAGAUUUUAAAAACUGCAGUUCCUGACAUGACUUACACAGCCAGUAGUACUGGAUAAUGUUAGUUUUGCCACACUUUUUCUACACAUAGCAAACAAUAAAAACACCCUUUGGCUUAUUUUAGUCUCUUUCAACAGCUGAUGCCUGUAUUUAAAACAUGAAAUUCCAUAACUGUUGUUAUUCGUGUGGUGUCCGUGAAUUACUUUUAUAAGUUUUAAUUGAUGCUCUUUUUUUUUUCCUCACAGACCUGUCUUAGGGGAUAGACCCAUUUCCUGCAGAUGUGGGUGAAUAGGGGAUCCACAUCUUGACGGUUACACAAUGUCCUCUAUUAAGGAGAAGCUUGGUUGUGACAGAGAGUCUUUGAUUGGGCUAGCUAUUCUUCUGGGUUGUGAUUAUCUUCCAAAGGGUGUUCCAGGGGUUGGGAAGGAACAAGCUUUAAAGUUAAUUGGGACUUUGCGAGGUCAAAACUUAUUGCAAAGGUUUGAGCAAUGGAAAGAAGAAUUUCAGUAUGAUAAUAAUCCACCUUUAGUUGUUAAAAGGGUAAUUCACUGUUCUGAGUGCCAUCAUCCAGGAUCUUACAAGGAACAUGAGCACAGUGGAUGUAAAUUCUGUGAAAGCACUAGAUACUGCAAACCCAAUGACUCCAAGUACUGCUGCCCUUGUGAAUGGCAUCAGUUAGAGCGAGUGAAACAAGCAAGUGCAGUGGAGGACAGUAUCAGAAAAAAAGCUAACAGUUGUGAGGGCUUUCCGUUCUCUCAGGUUAUCCAAGAAUUUCUUGUAAACAAGAAUAAAUUAAUCAACAUAAAGGAAUGUCAAAGGCCGAAUUUAUUGUCCUUUCAGGUAUUUGCUUCUGAGAAGAUGGAAUGGAACAAACAUUAUGCUUGUAAGAAACUGUUAGUACUACUGACACAUUAUGAUAUGAUCCAGAGAAAAUAUGGAUACAUUGAUUCAAAACAAAUGCAGGCAAUACGGAUAGUCAAGACACGUGUUAAAAACAGAAUUCCUUGCUUUGAAAUUGAGUGGCAAAAACCAGAACAUUAUGUUGAUGCAGAAGAUGAGCCUGCAGAGCUGUUUGUAGUCACAGUAGAAGAGGAGUCUUUGUUUCAGGCUGCUUAUCCUGAUAUUGUUGCUCUUUAUCAAGUGGAAAAGUCAGAAGUUACGAAGAAGAAACAGAAAAACAGAAAAGACCGACCAAAAGAAAAGGAAUCAUCAAACGCUUGUGAUGAAGUUACCAAUCUUCUGUCUCAAAUGAAUUUAAAAACCAGAUGUGGAAUUCUUCCUGUGCAGUAUUCCACGUUGGAUAUAAAAACUCCCCCAGAAGAUCAGAUACACCAGGGAAGUACUGAAUCAAAAGAUCUAGUGCUAGCUGCAGCUUCCAGCAUAACUACUGUUCAAAAGCCAGCAUCAGCAGCUGUUCUUCCUCUAACUGCAUCACCUUACUCGCUCUUAAAGAGUACGGUGGUUGACUCAUCUGUAUUGCCAGCACAAUUUACUAAAAGUUCAGGGAUGUCAUCAGUUUCCUCUGUAACAGCUGGUCUACAGCUUAGCAGUGUUGAUUGGGAAGGAACCUUCUUCAACACUUCACCAGCUCAUGGGGGUGAUACCCAUGACCCAGCAAGUGACUUAAGUACACGCAUAAAAUACUCGCAUCCACUGGCUCAUGAAACAGUGAGAAAUAGGUCAGAAUAUUCUGAUGCUAUGCAGUCUGAUCGGCAUCAUCUGGAUAGCGCAGAUGAUUUCAUUUCAGAUGAUGCUAUGGGACAACUUCAGAAGUGGUCUUUAACUGAGCGAAUACUUAAGAAGACUUCCAUGCCAUCAAAGCCUUUGUUGUCUGCAGAUGUAAUGCAACUGGAGCCUUUGAAAUGUUUUAAACAAACAGAACAAACAUUGAAUCUUGAUGAAGUUUUCAUCUCCUCCUCAUGUCAGUUAAAUAAAGUAGUGCAGGAAAGUAAAAAUGUGCUAUCAGAAAACCACACAAGGGAUUCCAGUGUACGCAUUUAUCAAGAUCAGUACAAAAAGGCUGACAGCCUGGCUGGAGUGGUGCAAAAAGGCCAUAAUAUAAGCAGUUCAGCAUCUCUAGGCCUCAGUGGGCGAACAACAGAGAUACUUCAUCCUGGGUGUGAAAUGCUUCAAGUAUCUCAAAAGCCAGCAGAUGUUUUAACUGGCUGUCACAUUGAAAAAGCUUGUAUUCAAACUUCUUGGAAAACUUCUUUUAAGAAGAGUGUGUGUCAGAACAGGUGUUCUUCUAGUGAAGACAGUGAUGAUGAGAACAUCAAUAAAAAUCAGAUUUAUGAGCAGCAGAAAAGGCAACUGAGCCAUGGUCAGUUUAAAAACUGUUAUACAAAGAAAAGGAGUAACAACAUUUCUGGAAAAAGAACAAACAGUGACUCAGCCCUUAUAAUUGAAGGGAAGAAGAAACCAACUACUUCAAAAAAAGACGGUAAUAGUUUCUCAUUGCAGGUACCUCCAAAACCAUCCUCUGUAAGGGAUGUUAAUUGUUUCCAAAGUCCAGAGCAACCAUUUGAGAGGUCAAGUUCUGGUCCCACACAGCAAGCCAAAGGUGCUGUUCUGUCUUAUGCAUGGGCAGACAGUCCCCUUCCCCUGUCUGAAAGACUAAAAGGAAGAAUCCAAAUCAAUUAGGUUCUCCAUAAAAUAAUCAUGGUAACAAUGAACUCUUAAUCUUCAGUUCUUACAGAGUUCUUUCUCAAAGCUUCUGCAGUAUGAUCUGUCCAUUUUAAGUGGGCACAGGUUUGAUGAGUAAGAAGUGCUAUGAAAUACCACAUACUGGACCUAAAGUUUGAAACAAAAAUGUUAGCAGAAGUCCAGAUAGCUGAUUAUAGGCAAGUACCAGUUAUUCUGGACUUGAUUACAUUCUGAACUUGAUACAGAAGCAUCAACAUAUUGUGUACAAGGGAGCAGGGAGGUUUAUUUACAAAAUAAGGGAUUUUCCUCUGCCAGUUGUGAGGAUUUUGUGUACAGCUAUUAGUCCUUCUGCUUAUAAAACAGACUUACUAAAAUAGUGCCUGCACUGCUGUUGGAUAUUCUUAAUAAGACAAAGUGAUAACAGCUCUUUCCAACUGAGAUUCUCCAUUCUGCUCCACUAACUUAAUUUUGCUGGUUUUAAAAUGGGUUUUGAAAUCCUGGGAUGCUGGUUGUAUUGAUUAUCUCUGAAGGACCAGAUAGAGACACACAGCAGACGUACCUUGCAGGGUAACUAAAUUUUUAUCUACCAUGCCCUGUAACAAACUGUCUUUUGAGUGUGUGUGUCUUCCAAAGAAUGGAAUAAGCCAUGUAAGAAUAUUCUCGGUUUGUAGCUGUCAUAUCUAAUAUCUAAGGAAAUUUUAUGGCUGUUUUAAUCAAACAAACAUUUAUAGUUUGGGGCGUCUUUUUCUUUAAGAAGAUGUGAAAUCCCAUCUAACACUUACUCCUACUUAUACUAGAAUGAAGGGUAAGUUACAGAAAAUCAAAAUCUAAUGAUGAUAUUGCAGAUUCCGUGAAUAAUAUGUACGUUUGGUUUAAAAGGGGGAAAUUGAAUACAAUUACAAUUUUGAAGGUGGUGUUCUUGCCUCUUUAAUAUAGAAGCAAUCUCUGUUCAUACACAAAAAAACUGGUCUUCAACAGCUUAUUAGAAAAUGCCUUCUUGCCUGUGCUUAUGUGCUCAUAACUUUUUCUGUGGACCAACCGGAAGGAAGGCCACUCUUACCAAGAUAUAAUGUUAACAACAGAAAUUUAGAAUAUCCAUGCCUUAAUGAAAAUGUUAAUUGUUUCUUCAUAAAGGCCAAGGCUUUAAAAGUUGGGAAGCUAAAUUCCAGAUGUGCUUAAGGAAGGUAUAAGUAGCCUAUAGAUAAACUACCAUUUUGGCUAAUUAUGGAUUGUAUUCUUAUUUCCUCUGUGGGCAGAUGGAGAAAGUUCAUAGUUUAUUUUCCAAAUGAGAAAUGUAUUAUGGAAAUGAGAAAAAAAUCCAAGGUAUUUGGAACUUAUUUUCAGUUUUGAAGAUGGUCUCUCUGUUCUGGAGACUCUUAACCACCCAGAUGGUGUGAGAGGGUAGCUAGAAGAACAGAGUUUCAAAGGAGAGUAGGAGUAGCAGUCACCUUGGGACUGUAAAUGGAGAGAGAUUCUUUAUACAGGGGUCAGUAGUGGAAAGAUCAGACCAUUGUUUUGUGAAAAAACAUUGUUCUUGGUUAUGUAUGAUUCUGUUCUUUGCUCCUGAUUUUGAAUACUGAAAGCUGGAAUCAAGAGUUUGAAUUUUCUUUAAUAAAAAUACCAACAUUGUGUGAAUGAC